This is a messenger RNA of Cynara cardunculus var. scolymus (artichoke), 1733 nucleotides long. RefSeq names its product nucleosome assembly protein 1;4-like. The record is from RefSeq and is a predicted model, not a curated record. Gene Ontology annotation, molecular function: chromatin binding; histone binding. Gene Ontology annotation, biological process: nucleosome assembly. The transcript has 10 exons. Lineage: Eukaryota; Viridiplantae; Streptophyta; Magnoliopsida; Asterales; Asteraceae. Bases 230 to 1288 code for a protein of 352 amino acids. Gene Ontology annotation, cellular component: chromatin; nucleus.
AGGAGGGGGGUGGGGUUAAAAACCCGGUCAAAAAUAAAACCCUUCUCUCUCUCUCUUACCGUUCUUCCAGCAAAGAAAAGAACAGUACAGCAGAGAAAGGGUACUUCGCCAGUUCAUUCAUUACGGCCAUCUUCUGCCCCCAACUUCUCUGUAUUUAUUUAGGGUUUUAGGUUGUUCUUUCUUCUUCCUUCAUUUAUUUUUUUAUCGAAUUCAGUUAAGAUCGAUUCCGAUGAGUGCUAAUCAAGAAGAUCAAUUCAAUAUGACCGAUCUUAGCUCUACUCUCCCCGCUGCUACUGCAGCUCUUUCUGCUGAGGAUCGUGCUGGUCUAGUUAAUGCCCUGAAGAGUAAGCUUGAUGAUUUGACUGGACAACAUCCUGAUUUCUUAGACACUCUUUCAGCUAAUGCUAGGCAACGUGUUGGUGUUCUUAAAGAUCUUCAGAAUCAACAUGAUGAGCUGGAGGCCAAGUAUAUUGAAGAGAGAGCAGAAUUGGAAGCAAAGUAUCUGAAGUUGUACGAGCCGUUAUAUGCUAAGAGAUAUGAAAUAGUGAAUGGUCUGACUGAAGUUGAAGGAGUAUUGAAAGAUACUUUAGUGGAUAAGGAGAACAAUGAAUUGGCAGGAGAUAAAGGCGUGCCAAAUUUUUGGCUGACUGCAAUGAAGUCCAAUGAAGUGCUAGCUGAUGAGAUUUCUGAGUCUGAUGAAGGGGCUCUCCAGUACCUCAAAGAUGUUAAGUGGUGUAGAGUCACUGGUGCCAAGGGUUUUAAGCUUGAACUCUUCUUUGAUCCUAAUCCUUACUUUAAGAACUCUGUGCUGACGAAAACAUAUGAGAUGAUUAAUGAGGAGGAACAUAUCUUAGAAAAAGCAAUUGGGACGGUGAUCGAAUGGUUUCCGGGGAAAAAUUUGACCCAGAAGGUUCUGAGGAAGAAACCUAAGAAGGGCUCAAGAAGCCCCAAGCCACCAAUUACGAAAACAGAGGAUUGUGAAAGUUUUUUCAACUUUUUUAACCCGCCUCAAAUCCCUGAUGAUGAAGAGGAUAUUGACGAGGAUAUAGCUGAAUUGCUUCAGAGUCAAAUGGAACACGAUUAUGACAUUGGGUCAACCAUUCGAGACAAAAUCAUUCCUCAUGCUGUCUCUUGGUUCACUGGGGAGGCUGCCCAGAACGAUGAAUAUGAGAUUGAAGAUGAUGAGGAUGAUGAGGAUGCUGAUGAAGAUGAUGAGGAUGCUGAAGAAGAUGAGGAUGACGAUGAAGAUAAUGUAAACAAUAAAAAAAAGGUAAUCGAUACUAGCUAAGUUUUGUCAAUAUUUACAUUAGAGGUUCAAAUCAGGUUGGUAAAAAAGAUGAAACGCUAGAAUUGAUGUUCAAACUUCUCAAGAUAGAAAAUCACAUUUUAGGCCUAUGUGCACUUCUUUAAUGUUAUCAAACACAACCACAACUGUAAUGUGCUGCAUUCUUUAGGCCUUCACUCAAUGAGAGACUAAUUAGCAUGGGUUUAGGAUUAUCCUUGCAGUACACGUAAAAAAAUAGGCCUUCACUCAAUGAGGCCUUCACUCAGUGAGAGACUAAUUAGCAUGGGUUUAGGAUUAUCCUUGCUGUACAUGUAAAAAAAUAUUGGUCAAGACUGUUGCACAUUAAUAAUUUAAUACUGUUCUGUACUUCAGCUAUAUAGCUGGUAGUUUUUUGGGCUGUCUUUUAUGCGUUGUUAAUAGUAUGACAAUAUUUGCUGUCUAUAUUUUU